UCGUAAUUGUCAUGAUUGCAGACAUAUUCUGAGUCACGAGGUCACAAUUUCACACUCAAUGCCACAUUCUCUGAGAUUGAUGUGGGUAAAUAUGAUGGUCUAAUUCUUCCUGGAGGACGAGCUCCAGAGUAUCUUGCAAUGGAUGACUCGGUUUUGACUAUAGUUCGUAAAUUUCAAGAAAGUAGAAAGCCAAUUGCAUCCAUCUGCCACGGACAGUUGAUUUUAGCAGCAGCAGAUGUGGUGAAAGGCCGAAAAUGUACUUCAUAUCCUCCUGUAAAGCCAGUUCUAAUUGCUGCUGGUGCUCAUUGGAUAGAGCCAGAGACAAUGGCUACAUGUGUUGCUGAUGGAAAUCUGAUAACUGGACCAACAUAUGAGGGGCAUCCCAAGUUUAUCGAGCUCUUUGUGAAAGCUGUAGGUGGCUCUGUAACAGGAUCAGAUAAAAAGAUUCUGUUUCUUUGUGGGGACUAUAUGGAGGAUUAUGAGGUUAUGGUUCCAUUUCAGUCUCUUCAGGCUCUAGGUUGUACAGUUGACGCCGUUUGUCCAAAGAAAAUUGCAGGAGAAAAAUGCCCUACAGCCAUCCAUGAUUUUGAAGGUGACCAGACUUAUAGUGAGAAGCCAGGCCAUAAUUUCACUCUAAAUGCGACUUUUGAUAGCGCCUGUGCUUCAUCUUAUGAUGCACUAGUGAUCCCAGGAGGUCGAGCUCCAGAGUAUCUUGCUCUUGAUGAGAAAGUUCUUACUUUGGUGAAGAAGUUUAUUGAUGGGGGGAAACCAGUAGCAUCAAUUUGCCAUGGACAACAGAUCUUAUCAGCUGCUGGAGUUCUUAAGGGGAAGAAAUGCACGGCGUAUCCAGCAGUGAAGCUCAAUGUGGUGCUGGGAGGAGCGACGUGGUUGGAGCCUGACCCUAUUGACCGUUGCUUCACUGAUGGAAAUUUAGUCACAGGUGCAGCUUGGCCUGGACAUCCAGAGUUUGUUUCUCAGCUUAUGGCCUUGCUUGGUAUUAAAGUCUCGUUCUAAAUGCAUUGAACUUUAGGUUAACGUGCAUGAGUGUGCAAGUUGCAACUCGUUUGAGGGAGUACGUACAUGGUGGGGGGAAAAAUGUGCGUGAGUGUGUAAGUUGCAACUCUUUUUGAGGGAGUAUGCGUAUGGAGGGGGGAAAAAAUACUAGAUAUCAGUUUGUGAGAAGUGGUUGGGUUUUAUGUAUGUACUUUUGUUAUACUAGACAUCAGUUUGUGAGUAAGUGGUGGGUUUUAUGUAUGUACUCUUGUUAUUCCAUGUGUUAAUGCUUUUGAAAUGAGUGAUGUUGGUGUA
This is a messenger RNA of Asparagus officinalis (garden asparagus), 1308 nucleotides long. Its product is annotated as protein DJ-1 homolog D-like. The coding region runs from base 139 to 1014 and encodes 291 amino acids. The record is from RefSeq and is a predicted model, not a curated record. The transcript is spliced from 3 exons. NCBI's taxonomy places the organism in Eukaryota, Viridiplantae, Streptophyta, Magnoliopsida, Asparagales, Asparagaceae.